AUGGAGUCUCACAGCGAACCCUCCAACGCGCUCGUGCGCAAGCGGACAGACACCGACCUGAUGCCUCCUCCACCACCUGCGAAGAAGAUCAAGCGCCCAAAGAAAGUUAUAGACGAAGAUACCUACACCGACGCGCUCUCCAAGAUCAUAGCGCGCGACUUCUUUCCCGGAUUACUCGAAGCGGAGACUCAGCAGGAGUACCUGGAUGCUCUCGAGUCAAAGGAUGCUGCAUGGAUAUCAAGCGCCGGGCACCGACUGCAGCGCGUGAUGACCCCUGGAAGGCAGAGAAUGAAGAGACCGCCAGUUUUCGAAAACGGAGGGAAGACCCCCUCAGCAUACGGCGCAGACACACCGGUGUCGGUCACCUCGACAGUCAUCGAAGAAGUAAAGCCGAUCGUCGAUACGAACAUGAGUCUCGCAAAUUUCCAGUCCAAAUAUACGAGCGAGGACAACGAGAGCUUCUACAAGCUGAUGGACAAGCAAAACCAAAAGAAGGCCGAGAAAUAUGCGUGGCUAUGGGGAGGAAACAAAUUGCCGUCGAAGCAGAUGAUCAAGCAGGCUGAAGUCGAGGAGAAGCUGGCCCAAACAGGGAGGUUAAUCGACGAUGGAUACAUGAAAAAGGACAGGUUGGCUAUCAAGGAUGUGGAGGACAAACCAGCAAGACCGGAUAGCUGGAAUGCGCAUCCGAAGAAUAACUUGAUGUUUGGACCGGACGGAGUCGAGGAAACGUACGAGAGCCCGGCGCAAAGAGCUGAGGCAGAUUCACGCAUGGCACCGAAAUCCAUCAACUACCAAAACACAAGGGUGCCGCAACCAGCUUUUGUGGAGAGGCCUCCAUCUCCAACGAUGUCUGCAGUGCGAGACGCCAUUGCUGGCAAACCACGAAAGGACGAUCAAGCUUCAAGCGCAGUUGGUGGUGGAGAAACGCCAAGAGUGAACGGAUAUGCCUUCGUGGACGAUGAAGACGAUGAAGAUCCAGCGCUGCCGGCUCCAGUCAUCAAUCUAGGUCCCGGCGACGCAACGCCGAAUCCUUUCAAGUUGCAAGAGCAAGGGAAGAGGGAAAGUCUGCACCAUCGCUUGGUCGAGAGGGCGGCACAGUCGAAGAGAGAGUCUGCGAAAAAUGGUUUGACUGGCAAGCCGGAAAGGACUCCAGUGCCAAAGUUCCCUUCUAGCCCAAGGGUAUCGGGUGGUCUCACGCCUGCCGCUCAAAGACUAUGGAGCAAGAUUGGCAGUCCGAGACCCGGGAGCCCGAGUAGUUCAGCUAUCAAAACGACGCCAAUGAGAGCACGAGGAUCACUGCUGAAGGGCGUAUCAAAACCUCCACGGUAA
Molecule: messenger RNA, 1329 nt
Organism: Colletotrichum karsti
Lineage: Eukaryota; Fungi; Ascomycota; Sordariomycetes; Glomerellales; Glomerellaceae
Product: nuclear protein Es2
Exons: 1
Coding region: 1-1329 (442 amino acids)
Cellular component (GO): catalytic step 2 spliceosome
Source: RefSeq, a predicted model, not a curated record